Molecule: messenger RNA, 986 nt
Organism: Apaloderma vittatum (bar-tailed trogon)
Lineage: Eukaryota; Metazoa; Chordata; Aves; Trogoniformes; Trogonidae
Gene: ACER2
Product: alkaline ceramidase 2
Exons: 5
Biological process (GO): ceramide metabolic process
Cellular component (GO): membrane
Molecular function (GO): hydrolase activity, acting on carbon-nitrogen (but not peptide) bonds, in linear amides
Source: RefSeq, a predicted model, not a curated record
AUAAGCAACGUCUUGUUUUUUAUUUUACCACCCAUAUGUAUGUGCUUAUUCCGUCAAUACGCAACCUGCUUCAACAGUGGAAUAUAUUUAAUCUGGACUCUGCUGGUUGUGGUUGGAAUUGGAUCAGUUUAUUUUCAUGCUACUCUCAGUUUCUUGGGCCAGAUGUUGGAUGAACUGGCUAUUCUCUGGGUCCUGAUGUGUGCUCUUGCCAUGUGGUUCCCUAGGAGAUACCUGCCCAGAGUUUUUCGAAAUGACAGGAGCCGAUUCAAAGCUGCUGUGGGUGUCCUCUCUGGAGUUACUACCUGCCUUGCCUUCAUUAAGCCUGCCAUCAACAACAUCUCACUAAUGACUCUGGGUGUUCCCUGCACAGCUUUGCUCAUUGCUGAGUUGAAGAGGUGUGAAAACCUGCGUGUGUACAAACUAGGUCUUUUUUCAGGUCUUUGGUGGAUGCUAGCACUUUUCUGCUGGAUCAGUGACAAAGUAUUUUGUGAAAUCUGGUCCUCGUUUAACUUCCCCUAUUUGCACUGCGUAUGGCACAUUUUGAUUUGCCUUGCAGCAUACCUGGGCUGCGUCUGCUUUGCUUACUUCGAUGCUGCCUCUGAGAUCCCUGAGCAGGGCCCUGUCAUAAAGUUCUGGCCCAGUGAAAGAUGGGCAUUCAUCGGGGUUCCCUACGUCACUCUCCUCUGUGCACACAAGAAGUCACCUGUGAAGAUCACCUGAAGUUGGCGAUGGAAUGGGAAUGGAGUUUCAACUUACAUUCCAGCACGGACAGUAUUUAAAUAAUGAUAAAUGAAUAGGGUUUUAUUUUAUCUUCUUCCUAAGAUAUGCAGUACUUCAGGUGUCAUAGGAAAAAGAGGCAAGUGUGUCCUUUCCUCUCUCUGGAGAGAGGAGGGAGGAAGUUGGAGGCUCUUGAACCAGCUUCUCUGGUUGAAUGUUUUGCACUGUGUUUUCAAUGUAGCACUUCUCUUGAUAAAAGCUCUUUACAA